ACCAAAAUUUCCUCUCCUCUUCUCUGAAAACACAAAAUGUUGCAGCAGAAUCCUUCAAUGUCGUAAGCAUCAUAUUUGCAGAUGGGAACCUGCACCUCCAAGCCUCAAAAACCAAACCCAUAUGCCUCCAGAGACACACACCAGAAUGACAACAAUUUUGUCUCCGCCCCGCCUCCCAAAUCACCUCCCCCUCCUCCUCUUCCCCCGGCCACCCCCUUCCUCCCUCUGUAUACGCCCAGUCCUGCCCACCACAAAGCCAAGACGCCUUCACAUCCGGUGUUGACUCCCCUCCGUCUUUUUCGGAAGUCGUUCCCACCUCCAUCUCCAGCUAAGCAUAUCCGGGCAGUGCUGAGGCGGCGGAGGAGCAGGAAACAGGAAAAAGAAGCGAGGAUUGCAGAGGAGAAGGAGGAUGAGGAGGAGGAAGAGGAAGAAGAAGAAGAGUUGGUGGAGUUGGAUAAGAGGUUUGGGUUCUCCAAGGAGUUGAGGAGUAGAUUGGAAGUUGGGGAGGAGGUGGGGAGAGGGCAUUUUGGGUAUACUUGUUCUGCUAGGUUCAAGAAGGGUGAGUUCAAGGGCCAGCAGGUCGCUGUCAAGGUCAUCCCCAAGUCCAAGAUGACAACAGCUAUUGCAGUUGAGGAUGUGAGAAGGGAGGUCAAAAUAUUGCGAGCCUUAACAGGACAUAACAAUCUAGUGAAAUUCUAUGAUGCAUUUGAGGAUCAUGAUAAUGUCUAUAUAGUGAUGGAGUUAUGUGAAGGAGGUGAACUUCUUGAUAGAAUACUCUCAAGGGGUGGGAAAUACUCAGAAGACGAUGCAAAGGCUGUAGUGGUACAGAUACUAAGUGUUGUUGGUUUUUGUCAUCUCCAAGGUGUGGUGCACCGAGAUCUCAAACCAGAGAAUUUCCUAUAUACUUCCAAGGAAGAGAAUUCCCAGCUAAAAGCAAUAGACUUUGGCCUGUCAGAUUUUGUUAGACCAGAUGAAAGGCUUAAUGACAUUGUUGGAAGUGCAUAUUAUGUUGCCCCUGAAGUGCUUCAUAGAUCUUAUAGUACAGAAGCUGAUGUAUGGAGUAUAGGUGUGAUAGCCUAUAUUCUCUUAUGUGGUAGCCGUCCAUUCUGGGCCAGGACUGAGUCUGGAAUUUUUCGGGCAGUAUUAAAAGCUGAUCCGAAUUUUGAAGAAAUGCCUUGGCCUUCCUUGUCUUUGGAAGCUAAGGACUUUGUCAAGGGCCUAUUAAAUAAGGAUCCUCGAAAACGGAUGACGGCUGCUCAGGCUUUAAGUCAUCCCUGGAUUCGGAAUUGUAAUAAUAACAUAAAAAUCCCUCUUGAUACUUUGAUUUUUAGACUCAUGAAGACAUAUAUGCGAUCCUCAUCUUUGCGCAAGGCUGCUUUAAGGGCAUUGUCUAAGACAUUGACUUUUGAGGAAAUCUUUUACUUGAAGGAGCAGUUUGCACUUUUAGAGCCUAAAAAUGGCAGCAUAACCUUAGAGAACAUUAGGAUGGCACUGAUGAAACAUGCCACCGAUGCAAUGAAGGAGUCUCGCAUCCCUGAUUUUCUUGCCUCACUAAAUACACUUCAAUACAGAAGAAUGGAUUUUGAAGAAUUUUGUGCAGCUGCUUUAAGUGUCCAUCAGCUUGAGGCACUUGCUAGCUGGGAACAACAUGUUCGUUUUGCAUAUGAGCUUUUUGAGAAAGAUGGAAACAGGGCUAUUGUCAUUGAGGAACUUGCCUCGGAACUUGGGCUUGGUCCAUCUAUCCCAGUUCAUGCUGUUCUCAAUGACUGGAUAAGACAUGAUGAUGGGAAGCUAAGCUUUCUUGGGUUUGUAAAACUGUUACAUGGUGUGUCCAGCCGAUCUCUUGCAAAAGUGCAGUGAGCAUCACAGACACCCAGCACGCCCAAGACCUCUAGGAAGCAGCUUGACUGCUGUACACUUGUUGCUUUAGAUUAAAUGCGUGAAAUUCUGGCUGACGCAUACUAAAGGUGUAAGAAUUGCGAGCAUGCUCUCUAGUCUCUACUACACCUUGCUUCAGAUCAGAUAAAGAAACUUCUUUUUGCUGAUUCUUUGAGGAGUUCGCAAUGUCUGGAGUCUACUCGGUAUUUGGUAAUGGGUUAAUUAUUACUUGAUUUAACUCAAUGAAAGAUAUCAUGGGCACUAGGAGCUCUAAUGUAAAGAUACAGUUCCUUGUUACUCCCAUUGAUGCUUUAUUUAUAAAUUUUCCAUUUGUUGUGUCCCAAAUUUAGUUCAGAAACGGAUGUGCAACGUUCGACAUUGUAGUGUAACUAGAGCACCUAACUCAUAUCCACAUGUACUUCGUAGAAUCUUUGAAUUGUGAGGAGCUGCCAUUACAUAUUUGCAUGCUUAUAUUCUGGACUUGUUCAAUUUGAUGCCUUCCUAGGGGCAUAUCGAACUAUUAGAUUCCACGAACAAAAGUCUCCACCGAGUGGAAUGUAUUUAGGACCAUAAGAGCAUGUAAAAAUGCAAGUCUCUUUAAAAAAUAAAACAGAGAUAGAGUUUUAAUACAUUGGAUCUUUAUUC
Molecule: messenger RNA, 2523 nt
Organism: Rubroshorea leprosula
Lineage: Eukaryota; Viridiplantae; Streptophyta; Magnoliopsida; Malvales; Dipterocarpaceae
Source: the annotation of a GenBank genome assembly